GCCUGGAUCUGAGUUUGAUUUGACAAGUAGCUUUAGUUGGCUUUUUGUUCUCACUAGCUUGUGCUUCAUUAGUGCCAAUGAAGACUUGGAACCAUGCAUUGAUUUUGGUCAUAGUGUUUUGAUAAUGCUUUUGAAAGCAUCAGGUUUACUCGAAAAGAAGCAGUCUGAAAUAACCGAAGAAGGUGCCUGGAUGGUUGUCUAAGUCAACAUCUUAGACAACCAUCAAACUUAUCUUGUCUCCUUGUCUCCUUGUCCUGCAUCAUGGAAGAGCAGGAGAGCCUGCAGCAGGCGGAGCAGCGGUGUGUGCAUCUGGCUCAGGCCAGGCAGGAGCUGGAGGUGCAGGUGGUCGGGUUAGAGGAGCGUCUGGAGCAGGAGGAAGGUGCUGCUGCUCAGCUGGCUUCCCAGCGCCAGAGACUGGAGGUAGAGUGCUGUGACCUGCGCCGUGACCUGGAGGAGCUGGAGAACACACUGACUGCAGUCGAGCGGGACAAACAGUCGUCAGAUUCUACUGUAAGGAAACUCUCAGAGGAGCUCUGCCAGAAGGACGUGCUCGUGCAGAAGUUCCAGAAAGAGAAGGAUCAUUUGGUGGAGCUCAGCCAGCAAGCCAUCGAGGAUUUGCAGUGCGAGGAGGAGAAGGUGAACCUCCUGACCAAGGAGAAAGCCAAGCUGCAGGUGCACGUGGAAGAGUUGGAGUACCAGCUGGAUCAGGAGAGGAAGCAGCGCAGUGAUCUGGAGAGGAACAGGAAGAGGCUGGAGGGAGACAGUAAGAACACCAUGGAGAACCUGAGCGAGCUGGGCAAGAUGAGGGCAAGCCUGGAAGAGCUCAUCAAGAAGAAAGAUGUGGAGAUAAGUGCCACCAGCAGCCGGCUGGAGGCUGAGGAGGCAUUGAGUGCAGGGCUGCAGAAGAAGAAUAAGGAGUUGCAGGUCCGCAUUGAGGAACUCGAGGAAGAGCUGGAGGCAGAAAGAGCCAUGAGAGUGAAGGUGGAGAAGCAGCGGGCUGAUCUGACACGAGAGCUGGAUGAUCUGACAGACCGGCUGGAGGAAGCAGGAGGUGCUACAGCCUCUCAGAUGGAGAUGAAUAAGAAGCGUGAGGCGGAGCUGCAGAGGUUGAGGCGGGAGCUGGAGGAGUCCUCAGUGCAGGCUGAAACUGUGGCAGCGGCUUUGAGAAAGCGUCAUGGUGAUUCUCUGGCUGAGCUGGGCGAGCAGUGUGAGGGCCUGCAGAGAACUCGAGCCAAACUGGAGAAGGAGAAGCAGAACCUGCGACUGGAGGUGGACGAUCUAGCAGCCUCACUGGAUGCCCUGCAGAAGGCCAAGGCGUCCACCGACACACAGCUGAAGAAACUGGAGGACCUGCUGUCUGAGGCCAACUCCAGAAAUGAGGACAUGCAGAAAGCCCUGACUGAGGUGACUGUGGCAAAGAACAGACUGACAGCUGACAAUAAUGAACUGAGCAGGCAGCUGGAGGAGGCCGAGAACAAGGGCAGCCAAUUGAGUCGCUCUAAAACUCUGAUAGUGACGCAGCAUGAGGAGCUGAAGAAGCAGUUUGAUGAGGAGUUCAAGAGUAAAUCAGUGCUGAGCAGCAGUUUGACGACAGUGCGGCAGGAUUUUGAGGCGCUGAAGGAGCAGCUGGAGGAGGAGCAAGAGAGCAAACUGGAGCUGCAGCGUCUCGUCUCCAAACUCAACAGCGACGUCACACACUGGAGGAGCCGUCAUGAGGCUGAUGCCAUCCAGCACGGCGACGAACUGGAGGAAGCCAAGAAGAAGCUGUCAGCCCGGCUACAGGAGGCUGAGGAGGCAGUGGAAGCCACCCAGGCCAAGUGCUCAAGCCUGGAGAAAACCAAGCAGAGGCUUCAGGGAGAGGUGGAGGAGCUCUGUGUGGACCUGGAGAAGGCGAACAAUGCAGCAGCAGUGCUGGAUAAGAAGCAGCGUAUGCUGGACAAGCAGCUGGGUGACUGGAGGCUAAAGUGUGAGGAGCUGGUGGCCGAGGUGGAAAGCUGUCAGAAGGAGAGCAGGCAACACGCUACUGAACUGUUCAAACUCAAAACAGCCUAUGAAGAGGCCAUGGAACAGAGUGAUGCUCUACGCAGGGAGAACAAGGCCUUCCAGGAGGAAAUUGCUGAUCUCACAGACCAACUUUCGGAUGGGGGCAAGAGUGUCCAUGAGCUCCAGAAAAUGAAAAAGAAAAUUGAGAUGGAAAAGGAAGAACUGCAAGCCUCACUGGAGGAGUCUGAGGCAGCAUUAGAGGCCGAGGAGACUAAGGUGCUCCGGCUGCAGCUGGAGCUCUCUCAGGCCAAAGCAGACAUGGAGCGCAGACUGCAGGAGAAGGAGGAGGAGCUGGAUGCUGCCAGGAAAAGCCACCAGAGGGCAGUUGAGUCACUGCAGGCCAGUCUGGAUGUAGAGGUGAAGGGCCGGACAGAAGGGGCCCGUCUGAAGAAGAAGAUGGAGAGUGAUAUAAAUGAGCUGGAGCUGCAGAUGGACCUGCUCAACAAGAACAACGCAGAGCUAAUGAAGACUGUCAAAAAGAUGCAACAGCAGACUAAGGACCUGCAGGUGCAGCUGGAGGAGGAGACGAGAGGGCAGGAGGAGCUGAGAGAGGAGCACACACUGCUGGAGCGACGGUGCACUCUGCUGGUCACUGAGGGCGAGGAGAGUCGUGCAGGGCUGGAGGCUGCAGAGAGGGCUCGCAAGGCCCUGGAGACGGAGCUCCAAGAGACCACAGAGAAAUACAACGAUAUCAACAACCAGUUACAGUCCGCCUCCAGUGGCAAGAGAAAGUUGGAGGUAGACCUUCAGCAGCUGACCCAAGAGCAUGAGGAACUACAGAAUGAACUGAGGGGAGCCAACGACAAGAUCAAGAAAGCUGUGUGUGAGACUGCAAGAGUGGCAGAGGAGCUGAGGGUGGAGCAAGAGCACACUAUGCAUCUAGAGCGGGUGAAGAAAGGCCUGGAGGCCCAGCUCAAGGACAUGACUGUCCGACUGGAUGAGGCUGAGCAGUUGGCCAUGAAAGGAGGCAAGAAGAUCAUUCAGAAGCUGGAAGGAAAGGUGAAGGAGUUAGAGCUGGAACUGGAAACAGAGCAGAAGAAAUACGCAGAGACGGUGAAGACCCUGCGGAAGAACGAGCGCCGUCUCAAAGAGCUACUCUUUCAGUCCGAGGAGGACCAGAAGAACCAGCUGAGAAUGCAGGAGCUGGUGGAGAGGCUGCAGAUCAAAAUGAAAACCUACAAAAGACAAGUGGAGGAAGCGGAGGAGCAGGCCAACAUGAACCUGGCUAAAUAUAGGAAGACUGUCCAUGAGCUGGAUGAUGCAGAAGAGCGAGCUGACAUAGCUGAGUCUGCUUUGACAAAGAUCAGGACCAAGAACAGAGGCAGUUUUGGAAAAGGAUACUCAUCAGGUUAUAGCACUCCAUAUCCCGGGGUUGUAAGAUCACCCAGCUCUGUUGGUUCAGAAGGCAGAGGUGAGAAGAUCCUCACUGAUGACGAUGAAUCAGUCAGUUCUCUCAUUCCCACUUAUCUCAACUCCCUCAAGAAACUCAUGAUCGACUAAAGCGUUUUUUUUCCUGGCCUCGAACAUAAAUUGGGAGCUCUGAAUCAAGAUUUCAAAUGAUAAAAUAUCAAACUUUGGUCAACACUAGCAUCUAUAUUCAGUAUUAUUCCUUUUUAAACUAUGUUGUGCAAUUUGUGUGAAACACAGCACAGUCUGGGACUAACUGUGCAAGGUCUGUUUGUUGUUUGGGUCUGUACUACAGAACACAAGUAGGAAGUGAAAGUGCAGAAUGUCAGCUUUAAUCAACAUAGAAUCACUGUUUAUAAUGUCAAAGCUGACAUUCAGCACACUUCCUCCUAUAGUUGUUGUUUUCAUUUUUAAUUCAGUGGAAACAGAUCUUGUGUUACUGUCUGGAUAAUUACACUGUGCUGUGUAUGUUCUCUUUGCCAAAACUUUGCCAUAAAAUGUUUUUUAAACUACCAUCAUAAACCCAUCUGGACACCUUGAUCUGGAUAUGCAUCUAAAUGCAUCUGUCUUUCCAAGAUGCAUUCUACAACUGAAAACUCCCCCAAUACAACCAGAACACCCUUAAUAAUUGGUGUACACCAGAAUACAAUCCAGAUACUAGUCACGUUAAUGGACCAGGUGUAAACAAGGUCAUAUGUAUGAAUAAUUAAGAUUAAUUGUUAUUUGUGUUUUCAAAGGUAAAAUAUUUCAAAUGAAUAUUUAAAGAAAUUAAAAGCUAUCCAUAGUAAAGUAUUUUAGUAUACAUUUACCUACAUUUCAACUCUGUAUAAAAAAAACAACAACAAAAGUUAUGCUCAAUCCCUGUAGUGUCCAGAAAUAAAUCAGUUAUAAACCGAUUCCUAGAAAGCUAUAUAUAAGCAUUUGGAAAUGUAUGUAUUUUAUGUACUCCUGAUUCCCGAAAAUGUAAAACAUAAGUUUUUAACAAUAAACAUAUUAAAAUGUG
Astyanax mexicanus (Mexican tetra) is the source of this 4453-nucleotide messenger RNA. RefSeq names its product myosin-16. Bases 262 to 3543 code for a protein of 1093 amino acids. Gene Ontology annotation, cellular component: myosin complex. The record is from RefSeq and is a predicted model, not a curated record. Lineage: Eukaryota; Metazoa; Chordata; Actinopteri; Characiformes; Acestrorhamphidae. The transcript is spliced from 23 exons.